ACCGAAAGAGUACUCCAUACACCUCCUCCUGAAGAACUAUCAAGUCAUACUCAUAUUGAAUAUGCAAAAAAGGCUCGACAUGGCCAUGGUAAAGAUGUCACUGACACUCAUAACAUCAGACAAGUAGCAGGUUGUUUGCCUAUUGAUCCACUUUCUAAGCGAGUUGUCCUGAUUUCUUCUAGCAAAAACCCUGAUAACUGGGUCAUCCCAAAGGGCGGUUGGGAAGUAGACGAGACACAAGAGCAUGCUGCACUCCGAGAGACUUGGGAAGAAGGAGGCAUUAAGGGCCGUAUUGUUCGACAUCUCGGCGUGUUUGUUGAGCGUAAUAAAAAGAAGAUCAAGGCUCAUCACUGGAUCUAUGAAAUGGAGAUUGAUGAGAUUGCUAAAAAAUAUCCUGAACGCAAAAAAAGAGAUCGUAGAUGGUUUACUUAUGAUGAAGCCUUAAUAGCCACACAAAACAACCGUUACAUUCAAGAAGCUAUUCGUUUAUCUAGUAUCAACCCC
This is a messenger RNA of Gilbertella persicaria, 504 nucleotides long. Its product is annotated as NUDIX hydrolase domain-like protein. Gene Ontology annotation, cellular component: nucleus; cytoplasm. Gene Ontology annotation, biological process: diadenosine pentaphosphate catabolic process; diadenosine hexaphosphate catabolic process; adenosine 5'-(hexahydrogen pentaphosphate) catabolic process. Gene Ontology annotation, molecular function: endopolyphosphatase activity; bis(5'-adenosyl)-pentaphosphatase activity; diphosphoinositol-polyphosphate diphosphatase activity. Lineage: Eukaryota; Fungi; Mucoromycota; Mucoromycetes; Mucorales; Choanephoraceae. The record is from RefSeq and is a predicted model, not a curated record. The transcript is spliced from 2 exons. The annotation marks the transcript as partial.